CUUCAAACAACCCGACGGAGUAAGCAUGACGAUUCCUCGCAUUGUGUGGAACGUGAUGUCUGGGAGGUUGAGGCGCCGCCUUGCGCCACCUCCGCCAGGCAUUCUGAUCGACUUUCCAUCAGUGUGGAAGUCUCGGAUUGGGGUUGUUGAUACCGACACCAACCUCCACUUGAACAACUCGUCGUACUUUACGCAGAUGGAGUUGGCGUUGGACUAUGCUGUCGGGUACACUGGCAUCAUUGACCGUGUCUUGGCCAACAAGUGGAUGUUUCUUGUGGGGUCGCACGCCAUUCGGUAUCGGCAUGCCAUUCCACCAAACCAACCGUUUGAAAUCCACACGCAAAAUAUCCACUGGGACCACACGUGGGUGUACUUACGCGCUCGGUUCGUAUGCCCCGAGACGGGCAAGUUGUACGCCGAAGGACUUACCCGCAUUACCCUUCGCAAAGGACGGGAUACGAUUUCACCCACAGAGUUGCUCCGGUGUUUGUAUUCCCCCCACGAGGUGCGUUAUGAGCUGUUGGGGGCGGUGGCACAUUCACUUGAGUCAAUGCGCGGGUAGGUACCAGAGCUGUCUCCGCCAACCACAGUCCCCUUCCUCGUGACCGAAAUGCUGAAGUGGGAUGCAGCAUCUGAAGCCAGCAUGAAGGGCUUCGACUCGUCCAAUGCGGCCGGUUCCCCACAAAACUCGACAUGGCGACUGUUCCAGUCCAUCAACUGGCCAUGGGAAGCCUUCAAAGUGCCGCCGCCUCAAUCGUAACACACCACCGUCCCCUUCUGCCAUGCCAAAACUUGGCAGUUACAAUCUCAAGUAGACAAGUAAAAAAAUCUCACACACUUUGAUGUCC
This is a messenger RNA of Aphanomyces astaci, 848 nucleotides long. RefSeq lists its product as hypothetical. The record is from RefSeq and is a predicted model, not a curated record. The transcript is spliced from 2 exons. Lineage: Eukaryota; Oomycota; Saprolegniomycetes; Saprolegniales; Verrucalvaceae. Bases 26 to 562 code for a protein of 178 amino acids.